Molecule: messenger RNA, 1947 nt
Organism: Pocillopora verrucosa
Lineage: Eukaryota; Metazoa; Cnidaria; Anthozoa; Scleractinia; Pocilloporidae
Product: general transcription factor 3C polypeptide 5-like
Biological process (GO): transcription initiation at RNA polymerase III promoter
Cellular component (GO): transcription factor TFIIIC complex
Molecular function (GO): RNA polymerase III type 1 promoter sequence-specific DNA binding; RNA polymerase III type 2 promoter sequence-specific DNA binding
Source: RefSeq, a predicted model, not a curated record
ACAAAAUGGCGGAAAGCGUAAGAAUCUCAGAGAACCCUGCAACUGGAGAUCUUUCUUCCUCAAACAAUGGGCAGAUCACAGUAAAUCAAGUCAAAUUCGUCGGAAUAGAAUAUCCAGGUUUUAUAAAAGAUGAAAAUCACAUGCUUGAAACCCUAGGAGGUGAGGAAGCAGUGUCAAGGACUUACUCAAUUCCUACGCGACGAUUAGAAUUGUCAUUUCGUCCUGAAGAUCCUUACGCUCAUUCAUUGUGUGGUGAUCGGUAUGCUACUGCAAACUUACUACUGAGAGUGAAACGGCGAAAGAAAAAGCAACAACGAGGAAACGGUGAGACGGAAGUAGUGAAAUAUGAACAGGAGAUAUUGGGGAUAGUUGGAAAUUCAUUCAAGUUUGAAGUUAUGGCUGAUUUUCAAUACCUUGUUCCUGACUUGCCUGAUGUCUUGAAACAAGUCACUGAUGGAGCUGUAUUAAAUCAAGAUGUCCCUUAUCAUUUACAACCUCCAGUGUUUACAAGGUUUGAUCAUCCAAUAAACUACAACUACAAUGCCGAGUCUGCACCACGAGGCAAUAAAACUGAUCAAGGAAAUGAAAAGGAUGAAGAAAGCUUGGUUGGAACAAGAGCGAGAAGUAGAAGACCAGUUUAUGCAAUUGCCAUCAAUUUUAAUACCCAUGAAGUUCCCACUGCUGCAAAUCCUAAAGCAGAAGAAAUUGCAAAUCGGCCAAAAGAUGGUCUUGUGGAUGUCACAAAGAAACUGUUUGCCAACAGGCCUAUUUGGUCCCGCUCAGCAUUACAAUGCCACAUAACAAGUGCAUCACAAGAAAGACUAAAACAACUGCUGGCCUGCACAGCUUAUUAUUGGCUUAAUGGACCAUGGAGGACUUUGUGGACGCGAAUUGGAUAUGAUCCACGGAAAGACCCCAGUGCCAAAAUUUAUCAGAUGCUUGACUUCCGUGUUGGUAGCAGGAAAGGGGCUAAAAAUCUUCCAAUCAAAGCAAAGAGAAGUUUAAGCAAAUAUGUUCUUCCAAAUUUGGUCAGAAGAACUAACAGCGUGCAGGGAACUUUGGCUAAAGAAGUUGUUAUGGUGGACAGUGAGAAAAAAGCAGAGGAGAAGCAAAAUCAAGAACCAGAUUUACCAUAUGUCUUUACUCCUAACAAAAUGCCGAUACAGAAACAGCUGUUUUAUCAAGUAUGUGACCUUCAUGACCCAGAGAUUCAAAGACUCCUCAGCAGAAAUGAUGGCCAGGAAGAGGAGUGUCACGAGCGUGAUGGUUGGUGUUUACCAGGCACAAGUGAUCAGAUCAGAUCCAUUCUUUACCAACGGACUACUGAACUAGCUGAGAGACUUAAACAGGAACAGCUGGGGGACGGAACGGAGGCAUCGGCUUCUCAAUUAGAACUCAUAGGAGAGGAGUGGGCAGGACACGAAGGCGUUCAAAACUACUUGCAAAUGCUUGAACAGGACGAUGAUAUUGAGGCGUACGAUAUUUUUGAUGACUAUGGUGAAGGAGACGAUUAAAUGAGAUACGUGACCGUUUAUCAUCUAGAGCAAUCGGAGUUCACUAUAAUCGAUCGGUGUCAUUCUUCUCUAUCCUUGGCCCAUCCUUGGCCAAUCCUUAAAACUUUUUAGUUUACCUUCCUUUUCGGUGUUUUUGUGUAAAACUACUAAUGUAAGGUUUCGUUCUGAUUAAGAACAAUACUCAGCGCCAGAGGCAACAACCCAAAAAUUUGUGUUGUAUCUUUCUUUGUGUUCGAUUUUUAAAACCUAACCUGUGCCAGGCAUUCAGUUAGCAAAACGGAACACGAUGCUAAACGGCGUAAAAGUAACGGAAGGGCGAAAAACGAGAGAGGGUUGAGUCGAGUCGAGAAAAUAACGCGUUUUUUACUGUCGCGCUGGUUACUAUCGCACCUUGUUUUAUUAAGGACCUGUUUACAUGGAGGUGGGGGACACC